AGUUUGUCAAGGUCAUUUCAUUGCUCAAGGGCGUUGUGCAUUAAGGUCCUAACUUUCAACUCUAUUCCCGUCUCUUCCUAUUCCCCUGAUUCAUUUACAGUGAUCUCUAGUGAAUAUCUCUGUUCGACGCCCUCGUAAUAUAUAUGACAGUUUCUUCAUCGGUGUAGAUGAACCGUUGACUUUCCCUUCUUGAAGACGACAUGAGAUGUUUGUGACUACCAGUCCCACACUACGUGGGACGCAUGAAAUAUAUUGUUAGCCAGGCUUUAAGGGAUAUGAAAGAUGCGCAUGACACUGAAAAUUUUGAGUUCAUGGGGCUAUCAACCUGCUGUAUGGUAUGGUGGGUGUGAUAGCCUUGAUAAUGUAGGUUUCGACAUCUCUGUAGACUCCUAUAAGCUGGGGUUUAAAUUCGGUAAGCCGCAUUAUAUCGCUCAUGUUGUUAAGUAUCCAUUAAUAACUACUUCAUGUUGACGAUAUCUGCAUUGGUGCCGACGCUUGCUUCGAGAACUAUUUAAUUUAGUGUACGGUAUACGUAGCCCAAUACUCCUGUUCACUAAUGACUUGCUUCUGACACAAUGCAGAUCCUCAAUUACUCAAAGAUUUAUGCAAUGUGAUCAUUGGGUAUCAUAAGUAGAUUUGUCAAUAUAUUUUCUUUUUAGCCUCAAGCUUGAGUUUCCCUCCAGCUUAAUAUUCCUACAUGAAAAAUAUUUAGCCGUUUAUGUUGCAAUUUCUAGUGAUGUUAGCAUGGGUUAUUAUAAACUUGGGUGUUGUUGAACUUGCAUUCCACAUUUUGCUUCGUGUUUUACCCUUCACAUUCCGCAAGCGUAAAUAAAUUUUCACGGUAAAUUUAUGGAGAGUCCAUCGCUUCUUAUAUCAGCUCUCUAGAUAUAAUAGAAUAACGAUUUCGAUCCGUUCUAUCCUCCCUGUGUUUCCAGCGAAUCAGCUUCUCCAAUGCUAUGGAAGACCCGAUAAGUCGUUGGCUGGAUGGUGUUCCGUUUUAAAAAUCCCAUAUUUUACUUCAGAAAGCGGAUUUCGCCAAAUCAUCUAUAGGAAUCUCUGAGAUGUCCUUAUUGAAAUCGACCAUAAUAUGUAGGAGUUGUCAAUUCAUGUUACGAGGAUCGAAUUCUCCCCAAUGUCUUUUCAACAGACUUAGUUAUCGUGUUAGACCAGUUCACUGGGAGAGAAAAAUCCCUGAUUGCCGAUAUAUCAGAACCUUAUUCACGCAGGCGAUAAAAAACAUUUAGACUAGUUUGAGAUUUAAACCAAACAACCAAUGCUAAAGAUAACUUGGGACGACACAAGUAGGUGACAAUUUUAUCCAACUGUUAUAUGCGUUGUACUCAAUGCAUAAGUUAACUCAAUGGAUAUUAGCAGAGACGUUAAUGAUUAAGAUGAAUAAUAUAAUUUCGCAUAAAUAUAGACAUUUAUUUCCUGGAUUUAUUUGUCACUAUUAUUCUGUGGUUGCUACAUCGAUAAAUGCAGGUAUGAGGGUUAGUAUAACCAUUUUACUGGAGCUUAAAGAGUGUUUUCAAAGCGCUUUACUUAUUGAUUUGGGCUUUUACAGGUCCUUAAUGGUUUCAAAUGUAUGGGGGUGGUUGUCACUUCCUGGUUUCCACAUGUUCGAAGAUUUCUUAUAGAUUGACUUAUAAAUGAUGUUAUGUAAGAUUUGGUCUUUAUUUCUUUAAUGCGUAUGCACAUAUCUCGUUGGAUUACUUUUUGACCUACGUCACAUGGUAUGUUUUGUGGGCAAUUUUCGUCUGGUUCCUCGUUUGCCUGUGCUUUUUGAUGUCAUUGUUCUGUCGUUUCAGUUUCUUAGCUAAUUGUCCUAAUACUUUUCAAAUUUUAUAAGCCUUGUUAUCGUCUCAUUUCACCUCGGCGUUCAAUUUAAUGGUUUUUGAUGCCAGAAUCGAGGAUGACAAAGUCGAGUCUGAUGUUCCGGGUAUUAUAUAUCUCUCAACUAUACCAAAUGGGAUGAACGUCAGCAUGAUUUCGGACAUUAUGCAACAGUUUGGUAAAAUUGGCAGAGUUUACUUGAUACCAAAAAAGAAAAAAGUAGGAAAAUACCGUCAAUAUGAAGAAGGUUGGAUUGAGUUUCUUAACAACAAAGUAGCUAGGCGUGUUGCCAAGCGGCUUAAUUGUACAGAAGUUCUUGGAUCAAAGCGUAAUCCGUGGUUUGGUGAACUGUGGAACAUUAGAUUUUUGAAAGACACUUCAUGGAACGACCUUUUUGGCGCUGAACGCGAAGAAGAAGAACAAAGACGUACAGCUCAUGAUCGUGAUAUAGUGGUCGCGAAGCAUCAAGCUCGCCAAUUUUCUGCAGCUCUGGAUGCAAAGAAACUAGAGAAAAAGAUGAAGCAAGUUAAAGGGAAAAGGUAUUUCUUUAACAUAUGCUUAUUUUUGCCAUCUUUUUUAUAGUUUGUUAACAAAUUUCUGAAGUUAUGUAUGAUAAAUUCCUCUUCAUGGAUUCAUUACAGUUAUGUACACCGAGAAAAAUUUCCUACUUCAAAUAAUUUGCUGUUUCAUCUGGUUAUAAAGAGUGUUAACUGUGGCACACAGUAUGAUUUAUGUAAUUAAGGGUAGAAAUAUCAAAGGAAAAAUCAUGCAUAUUAUUAUUUCUAAGCGUUAGUUAAUCCAAUAGCACAUCAAAAAUACCAAAAUGUUGUUAAGUAAAUCACUAAACGUUUAGAUAGUACGGAGCUUUUUUUGUUCAUUUAUUCCGGCUAUUUAAAUUUAAAUAAAAGGAAAGUUACGAUAGGUCCCUCAUGGGUUCUAAUUCUUAACUGUAUUUUACGUCUGAAGCAAAUAAAUUGUCAGUCGUUUAGAGUGAUUUCAUGAAUUCUUGAUUGAUAACAUAUAAUAUGAUUAUCCUCCACAUCGUGACCCCAUUUCAUAAAGUGAGCUUUAACAAUCCACUCGGUCCCUAUGUCACCAAACACGCUAAUGGUGGAAGCUGCUCCAAUGCCACAAAUAAAACUUAUUCAAGAAGCGUUUUGGUUCAAUUCUGUCAUAAAUGUGUACAAUAUUUCUCAGGGUUGAACACCUGACUCGCCGGUCAUGUUUACUUAUAAGCGAAGGUGUAGGUCGGGAUUGGACUCUUCGCAUUGUCUUACUAAAGUUGUAUAUAUUGUCAGAGGAAUAUAUUGGUAAUACUUGCAAUGAGUUCAGGGAACGCUUAUUAUUGGCUUUUCAUUGGGAGCAUAACCUCGUUUUUCAUACCCCAUAAUCAAAUAUUACCAUCCGCCAACCUUUUGAAAUCCCUCACUAAAUUAUUGGUAAACCAAACUAAACAUAUGAAGUCCUACAAAUGGUUUAACGUUGAGUCCUAUGUACUGUACUUCUAUAUACUGAUCAUUAACUUAAUAUUUACUUCUUAAAUUGUCUGUAAAUGCUCAGCAAAAGUGUUUUUCUUUCAUUUGGGGGUUUAGCAUAUUGAUACAGAUAAACAGAUCUGGAAUGUAACCUCAUAUUCUCUCCAGAACUUUUCUUAUAUCCAUAGGCAAUCACAAAUUAACACUGUUUACCAUUAAGCUUUCAAAAUAAUUUUGCAAACGGUCAUUAACACUAACAUCCCAUUGUUAGGUACAUUAAAAGACACGGAGACUUAGUAAUAUUCACAUGAUCCUUAAGUUCUCUACCUGUCUAAUCCAAUUCUAUUUUAGUAUCUUAUAUCCAGUAGAAAAUCUUAGUUAAAUUUUCCGUCGUUCUAGAUUUACUGAAAGAAAACCAGUCCGACUGAAUCGACGUCAAAAGCUUACAGAAGAUGAAAUCAAAGAAAAACUUGCUCAUUCUAGUCGUACACCGCCUGAAGGAUGUCUUGGCUUCUCAGCUGUUUCGAAUCCUGAAUUUAUGGGCAGUCUUUUUGCCGGUGGUCUGUAAUUUUUUUACUGAAUUAUUGUAUAUGAGAUGUUUAUAUAGUUUAAAUAAAUUUUUUCUGACGAAAACAAUCUUUUGUAUUCAUUGAAAUAAUCAAACUUAGUAAUUUAAUAAACCAAACAAUAUUUAUCCGUGUUUGCAUUAAUCAUCAUGGUCUUCAAUAAAUUCACAUAUGUUAUUAUUAUUAUCAGCUUUAUUCAAUAUUAUAUUUUUGGUACAAUAUAGAAUUC
Messenger RNA from Schistosoma intercalatum, 4103 nucleotides. Lineage: Eukaryota; Metazoa; Platyhelminthes; Trematoda; Strigeidida; Schistosomatidae. The record is from the annotation of a GenBank genome assembly.